Messenger RNA from Prunus armeniaca (apricot), 237 nucleotides. NCBI's taxonomy places the organism in Eukaryota, Viridiplantae, Streptophyta, Magnoliopsida, Rosales, Rosaceae. The record is from the annotation of a GenBank genome assembly.
AUGAAUGCAAGUGGAGCUGGGUAUGGUCAACUUCAACUUGGAGGGGAUGAAAAGGAAGGAAGGGAGAACAUUGUAAAAUUGACAGAUAUUAAAAAGCAUAUUUACAUGAGUGCACACUGUUAUUUGUACUCUCCAUCUGUGCUCUGGCCAGAGAUUGGUUUCCGGCAUUUCGCUUGGGCGAUCUUGAGCUUUCAGCGUAGCUACUUUUAUCUGGACAGAAAAAGGAAACAGUCAUAA